AUGAGUGACCCAGCGGCUGCACGUAUUUUGUCGUUCAAGAAUGCAGGGAAAAGCGCAGAUGAAAUGCGACGCCGUCGCCAAGAAGGCCAAGUGGAGCUUCGGAAGACCAAACGCGAAGAGACGCUGCAGAAGAAAAGAAAUAUCCCAGGUUUAGUUAGUGAACCACCAGCAGCUGGUGAUCCAGUUGAAGCGGAAGUUGAAACGACAGGGAAGUCCACUUUGUUGAACCUAGAAGCCAUCGUGGCAAAUGCUUCAAAUGAGGAUCCUGCUGUCAGGCUUCUUGUCGUACAGUCUGCUCGGAAGCUUCUUUCUAGCGAUCGAAACCCACCAAUCGAUGAGCUUAUUAACGCCGGUAUGCUGUCGAAAUUGGUAUCAUGUCUAACAGUGAAGACUGCAUGGGCUCUGACAAAUAUCGCAUCUGGUACAUCUUCCCAGACUCUGGCUGUCGUUCAUGCAGGAGCCGUCCCACUGUUUCUCAAGUUGCUGUCUUCUUCGCAUCCUAAUGUCUGCGAACAAGCUGUUUGGGCACUGGGCAACAUUAUCGGAGAUGGUCCUGGUUUGCGUGAUUAUGUUAUCCAAUUGGACGUAAUAAAACCUUUACUAAAGCUGUUAACGCCAAACAUACCGUUAAACUUCCUUCGCAAUGUCACUUGGGUCAUGGUCAACUUGUGUCGCAAUAAGGAUCCACCUCCACCUGCUUCAGCUAUAAGGGAGUUGCUCCCAGCCUUAUUAUACCUAAUAAAACACACUGAUGACAGUAUUUUAGUCGAUACUGUUUGGGCUAUAUCUUAUUUGACUGAUGGAGGAAGUGAUCAGAUAGAAAUGGUUAUAAAUGCGGAGAUCGUACCCCAUCUAGUCCCAUUACUGUCACACUCGAGCUUCAAGGUGCAAACUGCAGCGCUGCGUGCUGUCGGCAAUAUAGUUACAGGUUCAGAUCAGCAAACACAAGUUGUUCUGGAUUGUGGAGCUCUGAGUCACUUUCCAGCCUUGUUGACUCAUCCCAGAGACAAAAUAAAUAAGGAAGCUGUUUGGUUUUUGUCCAAUAUAACUGCAGGAAAUCAAAGUCAAGUACAAGCUGUGAUCGACCACGGUCUAGUUCCGUUGAUUAUUCAUCACCUAGCUGAAAGUGAAUUUUUAACACAGAAAGAAGCUGCAUGGGCUAUUUCCAAUCUGACAAUCAAUGGAGAUGCAGAACAGGUGAGGUACGUCAUUGAUCAACGUGUUAUUCCUCCAUUGUGUAAAAUGUUGAGUACACGAGAUGUACAGGUGGUUCAAGUCGUCUUGGAUGGGAUCUCAAACAUACUGGCAGCAGCUGGUGAUAAUUUAGAACAAGUGACAACUGCUAUCGAAGAGUGUGGUGGUUUGGAUCUUAUUGAAGCCCUUCAAGAACACCAAAACACAGAUAUUUAUCGUUUGGCUUACGACAUCAUCGAACGCUAUUUUAAUGAAGGGAUGAUUGAAGAUCCCAGUACAGCAUCGGUGGUUGCUGAAGAUGAACACCUGGGUGGUUUUACUAUGGUACCUCAAGUUCCAACUACUUUCCAGUUUGAUACUGAUCAGUGUAACUCUGAUGCAACCGGAGGAUUUGAUUUUUAG
Heterobilharzia americana is the source of this 1596-nucleotide messenger RNA. Lineage: Eukaryota; Metazoa; Platyhelminthes; Trematoda; Strigeidida; Schistosomatidae. The record is from the annotation of a GenBank genome assembly.